AUGUCAACGAAAGCACAGCCGGCCACGCUCGUACGAGAUGUCUCGCCGCCGCCGCUGAGAAAACGCUCAACCGCUCUUGCCAGCAGUGAGCAGAAUGAGCCGCAAGAUCAUCAUCCCGUCAAGUCAGAAGCCGCAAAGAUUGAAGCGCACGAAUUUGCGAUCCGAGAUCAUCUGACCUAUUUUGUACAGCAUUUGUCUGCUGCGUUGAGGCCCAGCUCAGGUCCUAGAAUCACAAUCGAGCAUUUUCGAAAGUUGUAUCUUCGCAAUCAGCAUGCUAAAGGAGCCCAUUUCGUGAUUCAUCAGCACGAUCAUCCGAUCUCAGGUGUCCACUAUGAUCUUCGCCUGCAAUUCUCCGAGACGAGCUCGGUGAGCUGGGCCAUACCCUAUGGCUUGCCCGGGAACGCGAAUAGUCUUCGACCAAACAGGAUGGCAAUUGAGACUAGAGUCCAUAAUCUAUGGAAUAAUCUGAUUGAAUCAGCAUCACAUGCCACAGGCUCGCUUCUCAUAUGGGAUAUUGGUGAAUUCGAAGUCCUCGACCGACCCCAGCAGAAGCCUACUCAAACCACAGAUGAUGAGUUGUGCGAAGCAGAGCAGGAGCCUGCCAAGUUAGAGCCCCAAAACGAGCGCUUGAAGAACGCCUUCCAGUCUCGUCACAUACACCUCCGACUACAUGGAUCUCGCUUGCCUUAUGGCUAUACCAUUGCUCUGCGAUUGCCCUCACACAAUGACCGAAGUGCCCAGCCUCAGAAGCCAGUACGCAAAAGGCGCCGCAUUGACCCUUCGAAGGCGCGUACAGCGAGUAUUGCCACCAGUAGUGAAGAUGAACCCGAUACGGAAGCCAAGGUUAGCUCGAAGCAAGAAGAAGCUCUCGAAGAUGAUCACCUCGAUGCUGCAAAUGCUUCAGAAGACGAUGGAGAUGCGGCAAUACGAGCAAACAACGCUUAUUCCGGGGCCACAAACACGAUCGGAUCGGUCCACCAACGUCACUGGUUCCUCACACUCGACCGACCAAAUUCUGGAUUUCGAAAGGCAAAGGCCGGUCCUGAUGCUGGCAGAUGGGUAGGGCCCUGGAAAACAUUCUACGUUCUUGGUCGAGAACACGAGCGCAGCAUUGUCACUGGCAGAUUGGCCGAUGAAGUCAUGGCCGACGAAGGCGUCAAAAAGUUCAUUGGGAGAAAGAUGUGGCGACUGAUAACAGAGUGA
Cercospora beticola is the source of this 1203-nucleotide messenger RNA. RefSeq lists its product as uncharacterized. NCBI's taxonomy places the organism in Eukaryota, Fungi, Ascomycota, Dothideomycetes, Mycosphaerellales, Mycosphaerellaceae. The record is from RefSeq and is a predicted model, not a curated record.